Molecule: messenger RNA, 965 nt
Organism: Camellia sinensis
Lineage: Eukaryota; Viridiplantae; Streptophyta; Magnoliopsida; Ericales; Theaceae
Product: early nodulin-like protein 18
Cellular component (GO): plasma membrane
Molecular function (GO): electron transfer activity
Source: RefSeq, a predicted model, not a curated record
UAGUCUAUCUUGACAAAGUAGCACCCCACCUCAAUUUUGAGAUCAGAGACUCAAAUUCAAAGGCCGGCAAACAAGAAGCCAUGGCAAUGGCGACCAUGGCAUAUCUAACCGUCAUAGCUCUUUCAAUCACCGCCGUCGCAUCCGACACCCCCGCCGCCACUCAAUACACCAACCACACCGUCGGCGGCGUCUCCGGAUGGUUCUUCAACACCACCACCAACACCUCCUCCACUAAUUACACUUCUUGGGCCGCCUCUCAAACCUUCAAUCUCGGUGACUAUCUAAUAUUCAACACAAAUACGAAUCAGACGGUGGUCCAAACCACCAACGACACGACCUACCAGAGCUGCAGCAUGGACGACGCAUCGAACGACACGUUCCACUACGGCGGAGGCAGCAACCAGUUCGGGCAGGCGAUAGUGAUCCCCGUGCCGUUGACGAGCCAAGGGACGAACUACUUCUUCUCCGACACCGACGAUACGAUCCAGUGCCAGCAAGGGAUGGCCUUCCAGAUCUUCGUCAAUCUCGGCCUCGGCCUCCCUCCGAGCCUCAACCAGCCUCCUCCUCCGCCCUACGUCGAGCCUCCGACGCCGUCCGAUUUUCCGUCGCCACCCGGCACGGUGGUCACCACCAACCAGCAGACUAGUGGCGGUGCCAACUUGCGUUGGGAGAUUUGGGAUAUGCUUUUUGGAGCUUGUUUAUUAUUAGCAUGGCGGGGGUUGUAAUUUGGAAGAUUUCUGAGGCUAAAGUUGGGGAUUUGAGAGCGUGGGUUUGGGUUGGCAUUAGUCACAUUGAAUAUUGUUUGGUUAACAGCCGUAGGAUGAACUUUUCAACGGAUGCCAUUUCAUGUUUUGUUUUUUUUUGGCACUAGAUUCAAAUACAAUUCUUUCAUCACAUGUUUCUCUGAUAAGUAUUGACUCCCUGCUGUCUUUCUAGCGCUGAGCAAAGAAUUCGCGAAAUUCGUA